Molecule: messenger RNA, 6971 nt
Organism: Magallana angulata
Lineage: Eukaryota; Metazoa; Mollusca; Bivalvia; Ostreida; Ostreidae
Exons: 2
Coding region: 219-6221 (2000 amino acids)
Biological process (GO): DNA integration
Molecular function (GO): nucleic acid binding
Source: RefSeq, a predicted model, not a curated record
UUCGGAACUUAUGUGUCCGGUUUGGUUUGUUUUUUAUUGAGUUCAUCCGGUGUUUACAUGUGCUCAAGGCACUUUUGCCCAACUCAUUUUUGAUGUACAUUUACGCACUACGGAUUUUUACCCUCACUGGAGGAGCAAUAAACACUUAACUCAAGUAGAAGUUUUAGUUGUUUAACGGCACAGUAAAAAUCCGUAAACCGGUAAGAUUGGUCAUCAAGAUGAGUCUGCGGUCGGAACCAACCAGGAGAAGCACACGUAUGAGGACCCUGACAACACCAGCUCAGGAAACUUACGAAGCUCGAGUGGACACCUUUCAACGAAGGCUAAACAGUAUUAAGAGUGAGUGGAGGGAGUGUUUUGAAGAAAUAGAGAGAUCAAGCAGGGAUAUUAAAACUCUGAAAUCUAUUGACGAUCUUCUUGUGAAAGGCUUCGAAACGUAUCAAAAAACAUCCAAUGCAUUUUGUGAUUUCUUGAGAACUGUACGCACAGAACAGAGCGCUAAUGAACUUGCGUCUCAUCUCCUAAUUAAAGAGACUUUGUUAGGAAAAAUCAACGUAGGAAGAAGCAAAAUUGAAUAUUUGAUUUCAGAGGGAUCAUUCAAAUCGCUGACUCAGCGAUCACUUUCAUCUGGCUACAGUAAAUCUUCAAGCCGAUCGAUAGGAUCUAUACUGUUAAGGAAAGAAGCAAAACUAGAAGCCCAGCGCACAAUGUUGAAACAUUUAGAUGAGGAACUAGUGCUCGAGGCUCAACUAAAACGUCUGAAGGCCCAGCGAGAAAUGAAGAUGGUAGAGAGCGAGCUCAGUGUUCUUAAAGAGGACCCACGUUUACAAGAGCUUGCGCCGAGUCUCUCGAGUGAGUCAAAAACUGAAGAAUACUUGAAGCUUCUCCCAAGGUACGAGCAGGAUCGCAAGCAGCAUGAAAAUGCCAUAGAGACAUCCCAGUCCAACAGCUUUAGUGAUUGCAGACAAAAGGAGGAUGCAGUUGUAUCAACACCGAAACAGUCUUCCACUUCCCCUCCCAUAGCAACUGCUUAUGUCCAAGAAGAGACACCACAAUUACACACACUGAGGCCGUUCGACGACACACCUAAGACUCAGCUGAACCCCGAAGUACAACCCUUCACUCCGAGACAGACGGAAGUAACUCAGCAGAGUCAGAUGAUCAUGAUAGACACAUUUACUAAGCAUUUAGUAAAAAAGGACCUCAUCAUGUCAAGGCUGUCAAAAUUUGACGACGAUCCGAUAAUGUACGUCUCAUGGAAAAAGGGAUUUAUUAACAUUAUGGAAGAACUCGGAGCUUCGGAAACAGAAAGACUAGAAUUAUUAUGUGAAAAACUCGGACCUGAGUCUUCAAGACAAGCUAGAACUAUAAGAGCCUGCAAUGCAGACAGUCCAAGCAUCGCAAUUAAGAAAAUCUGGCAGAGGCUGGAGAGACGCUUUGGAGCGGCGGAACAGAUCGAGAACUACAUCCUGAAGAAAAUUAAAGAAUUCCCAGAAAUUUCGUCGGAUCACUUUCAUCUGCUCUACGACCUGGCAGACCUAGCAUCCGAGAUUGCAUCAUUAAAGGCACAACCUCAGUUUGAAGUCUUAUUCAGCUACUUUGACUCAAAGAAAGGUGUUAACGAACUUGUGGAAAAACUUCCAUGGAAUCUGAAGGACAAGUGGACUUCAGAAGCAACAAAACAGAAGCAAAGUAUGGGAGUGGCAUAUCCACCCUUUUCAGUCUUCGUUAAGUUUCUGGAAAACAUGGCAGAAAUGAAGAAUGACCCUGCAUUCCAGUAUGAGAAGAAAGGGGGCAAGAAACAACAAACUUUUUCGACUCAGCAACCGAAACAGUUUAGUAGGAAUGCAGUGAACAGGACUUUACCAUUAACCAGAGUAGCUGCUAGAAAGACCGAGACAAUCACAACUUUGGAAGUGACGGACAUGUGUCCACUACACAAGAACAGUUCACAUUCCCUUAACGACUGUAUGUCCUUCCGCCAAAAGCCAAUAGGAGAUCGUAAGAAAAUGAUCCUAACUAAUGGAAUAUGUUUUAAGUGUUGCAGUGGCAAGAAACAUAGGGCUAAGAACUGUAAAGCAGAUGUGAAAUGCAGUGUGUGUCAAACAUCGUUACAUCCGACGGCUCUUCAUGAAGAACCAUCCGAGGCACAAGAUUCUGGACGAUAUGCGGUGAAGAACAGAGAGGGGAACCCUUAUGAAGGGGAGAACAGACCCAUUGUCUCUUCAGCCUGUACAAAGGUACAUGGAGCAAGUAAAUCUUGUGCAAAGAUAGUACCUGUUCGAAUAAGUACUAUUUCCAAUCCACGGAAGUCGAUGCUGGUUUAUGCGAUUAUCGACGACCAGAGCAAUCGGUCACUGGCUACCUCAUCGAUCUUUGACUACUUCCAGGAUGAUGGCGAUGAUGUCUCUUACACAUUAGUUUCCUGCUCUGGAACAGUUUCAGCAACUGGAAGAUUCGGUACUGGUUACACGGUGGAGUCUGUAGAUGGUACAUGUCAGUUAGAGUUCCCAGAACUGAUAGAGUGUAAUGACUUACCUAGUAAUAGGGAGGAGAUCCCUUCACGAGAGGUCGCCUUGCAGUACUCCCAUUUGAAUUGUAUCGCAUCUGAAGUUCCCCCGCUUUUUGAAGCAGCAAAUAUAGAACUUUUAAUAGGGAGAGAUCUUAUCAGUGCACACAUAGUUCACGAGCAGAUAGUCGGAGAGAAAGAUGAACCCUUCGCACAGAGACUUGCUUUAGGAUGGGUCAUUGUCGGUCAAAUUUGUCUUGGUGGAGCCCACCGACCCGAAGUCAGGACCUUCAAAACAUUCGCAUUGAAGAAUGGCAGACCCUCAACCUUUGAACCCUGCAACAGUGAGUUGUUGGUCAACGACAACCUGUUCCAGAAGACCGAACAUGAUGAGAAGAUAGGAUUCUCGAUAGAAGACAGAGAAUUCCUGAAAUUGAUGAACACAUCAUUCGAGAGAGAUGACAGUGGCCAUAGGGUGGCUCCCCUUCCAUUUAAGCAGAACCGACUACGUCUACCAGACAACAAGACCCAAGCACUACAGCGUGCAAGAGCGUUUGACAAGAACCUCCGUCACAACUCUAGAAAGUACGAGCAUGUCAAGGAGUUCAUGAUAAAAUUGUUCAAUAGAGGACAUGCAGAGAAGGCACCUAUGCUCGAAGAUGGAAUAGAGAGAUGGUAUUUACCAAUGUUUGGUGUGUAUCACCCUAAAAAACCAGAAUCCAUUAGAGUGGUAUUUGACUCAUCCGCUCGUUUUGAAGGAGUGUCCUUGAAUGGUUCACUGAUGAAAGGGCCAGAUCUGUCUAACAGCUUGCAAGGAGUACUUAUGAGAUUCCGGUUAGAUCAAUAUGCAGUGAUAGCGGAUGUGGAGCAGAUGUUCCAUAAUUUCCGAGUGAGAGAAGACCACCGAGACUACCUUCGUUUUUUGUGGCAUCCUAACCAUGACUUAGACGCUCCACUGGAGGAAUUUAGGAUGACAGUACAUGUAUUUGGGAACAGCCCUAGUCCUUCAGUUGCUACGUUUGGAUUGAGACAAUCUGUCUCGACUGCAGACCCGGAAGUUCAACAUUUCGUAUCCCGUAACUUUUAUGUUGACGACGGGCUGAUGAGCUUCAGUGAUAUACCUCAAGCGGUGGACCUUAUCAAGCGUACACAAGAGGCUCUCUAUGAAGGAGGACGCUUACGUCUACACAAAAUCGCAUCAAACUCUGUCGAAGUUUUGCAACAUUUUGAAGCAGAAGAUCUCAGCAAAGACCUACAUGGGCUUGAUAUUAUGCAAGACAACUUACCAGAGCAUAGAAGCCUGGGAAUUGCAUGGAACAUUGAAGACGACACGUUUAUCUUUAGGGUGAGCAAAGAUCCCAAGCCCUUCACACGACGAGGUGUCUUAUCAGUCAUAAACAGUCUCUUUGAUCCCAUUGGAUUUACAGCCCCAGUGACAGUGGUAGGGAAGAUGCUUUUAAGGGAGGCAAUGACCACGAAGUGCGACUGGGACGACAUACUCCCGGUCAGUUUUCAGACAGACUGGGAAAGUUGGGUAGACUCACUUCAUGCUCUAGAUAGGAUUCAUAUACCCCGCAUGUAUUGCCCACUUUCUGUAGGAAAGGCGUUACACCUAGAAGUUCACAUAUUUUCCGAUGCAUCUAAAGAAGCAGUGGCUGCUGUAGCAUACUUGAAAGCUUUCCACCAAAAACACUCCGAGGUAGGAUUUCUUCUCGGCAAAGCAAAGGUUGCCCCUUCGCAUGGGCACACCAUCCCAAGACUUGAACUAUGUGCUUCAGUCUUAGCUGUAGAGAUGGCUGAGACUAUCCGAGAAGAACUACAAAUUCCUAAGGACAACUUCACCUUUUACACAGACAGCCAAGUCGUCUUGGGAUACAUUUCUAACGAUGCUAAAAGGUUCCAUGUGUAUGUGUCUAACAGGGUGAGCAGAAUUCGUUCAUUUUGUGAACCAGGACGCUGGAGAUACAUCAUGUCCGAACAGAAUCCUGCUGAUGUUGCGAGCCGGGGUUGCAGCACACGGGAGUUGCCUCAAAGCACUUGGCUUUCGGGACCGAAUUUCUUGAGGGAUGACACGCAACUUGGAGAUCAACCUCAAACCUAUGACCUUGUUAAUCCAGACAUGGACGAAGAAGUUCGCAAACAGGUGACUUGUAAGAAAACCUUUAUUGCAUCUCAGGGAUCUGAAUCGUCACAGCCGGGAGACUUGUCUACAUGGUGUGAGCGGUUUAAGAAAUUCUCAACAUGGAUGAGUUUAGUCCGUGCCAUUGUGUGCCUCAAACGAUUUGUGGCUAGAACCCGCUGUAAAAAAUCAAAUCCAGUAGCUCUGAAAGAAGAUGCUGAACGAUUUAUCAUUACACAGGCUCAAAACGACAGAUAUCCGUCAGAGAUUCAUGCAAUCAAAAGCGGAAAACACCCACCACUUAACAGUCACUUAAUCUCCCUCAAUCCAGUACUAGACAAAAAUGGGAUCCUGCGAGUAGGAGGUCGAACUAAACACAUGAAGGCUACUCACCUGACCACUCAACCUAUCAUUAUCCCUAAGGAUCACCAUAUUGCCACAUUGUUAGUACGUCACUACCAUGCAGAAAUUCAUCACCAGGGUAGACACAUGACAGAAGGAGCAGUCAGAGGCGCAGGUUUCUGGAUUGUUGGAUUCCGUCGGCUCGUGAACUCUCUGAUUAGAUCAUGCAUUAUGUGCAAAAAACUGCGUGGAAAUCUAGGAUGGACAAAGAUGGCGGACCUACCGUUGGACAGAAUUGAGCCUGGACCUCCUUUCAGCUUUGUUGGAGUCGACGCAUUCGGACCUUGGCCAGUUGUUGUAAAGAAGACUACUAGAGGUGUCAGGACUACAUCCAAGUAUUGGGCCAUUCUUUUCACCUGUCUUGUGUCGAGAGCCAUACACAUAGAGCUUGUGGGAGAUAUGAGUAGUGAAGCUUUUAUCAAUGCCCUGAGAAGAUUCAUGGCCAUUCGUGGCCCCGUGCGCCAGUUUCGUUCAGAUAGGGGCACAAACUUCAUUGGGGCGAUGAAGGAGUUAGGGAUAAGUGCGUCAUUUGAUGAAAGUGGAGUAGUGCAAGAUUACAUGACAAAGGUUGGAUCUACAUGGAUCUUUAAUCCACCAUAUGCACAUCACUUUGGGGGCACCUGGGAACGUCUUAUAGGGUCCUGCCGUCGUAUUUUGGAUGCCCUGCUGUUGGAGAACAGACCUAAAGACUUAACCUUUGAUGUUCUUAGCACCUUUAUGAGUGAAGUUAGCGCCAUUAUGAAUACUCGUCCACUGUUGCCUAUCUCUAGCGAUCCAGAAGCUCCAUCUGUUCUCUCCCCAUCCAUGAUCCUGACGCAGAAAGAAUGCGACCUUACCUCAUCAAUGAACAUAACAGGAUUUGGACCUAAAGAUGCUGUGAAAAGUCAGUGGAAAUUGGUUCAAAAAUUGGCUGAUGACUUCUGGCGUAGAUGGCAACUCGAAUACAUCCACUGCCUGCAAACUCGCAGAAAAUGGCAACUGCCAGGAACGACCUUUAAGGUUGGUGACGUAGUUUUAGUCAAGGACGACAAUUCUCAUCGUAACACUUGGCCCGUUGGUAUUAUUAAGGAAGUGUUCCCAAGCAAAGAUGACAUCAUUCGGAAAGUCAUGGUCACCGUUGUCCGUGAUGAUGUUCGAAACUCAUAUGUGAGACCUAUUACAGAACUUAUCCACUUACUUGACUGUGAAUGAUAUGCUAUAUGUAGUUAUGAACUGAUUGUGGAUGCUGUUAUGAUUGCAUACAACUCCUUUCAUAAAGUAGUCAAACCCGCAAUGAUUUUUUUAGUCAAUGCUUAAAACAAGACAUGUUCAUGUUAUGUAUGGAUUUUUUCAUGUAACUAUUUUUUUUAUUUGAUUUGGCGAUUUUUUAUAAACUCGGAAGGGGAGUGUGGUGAAUUCGGAACUUAUGUGUCCGGUUUGGUUUGUUUUUUAUUGAGUUCAUCCGGUGUUUACAUGUGCUCAAGGCACUUUUGCCCAACUCAUUUUUGAUGUACAUUUACGCACUACGGAGUAAGUAUUUUGUUUAGCAUUGUACAAAACAUUUAAUUACACCCAGAUAACCAAUUUGCUUUAAUGUAAUUCUGCUGUCAUCCCUUUAGAUGUCAGUUCAUCUUCGCUAGGUUUAUCAAAACAUGUGUAAGGCAUAAUGUAAAACAUGGAAAUUUAUGAACAUUGUUAAUUACAUGCUAUUUAGUCACACUAGCAGAAUGUUAUAGUUAAUAUCCUAUAUGUUCUUACAGGUUUUAACUGUUAUUAUCAAUCUGAGUUAUGUAUAAGCCCUAAACCUUUCCAUGAUAAAAUUUUCUUUAUUUGGCACAGUGUGAAAAAUAGAUUGGACUUGACAUGGUACAAUUUUCUGUAACUUGUAUUUGUACUUUUGCAGUUUUUACCCUCACUGGAGGAGCAAUAAACACUUAACUCAAGUAGAAGUUUUAGUUGUUU